Messenger RNA from Hypanus sabinus (Atlantic stingray), 5456 nucleotides. RefSeq names its product paladin-like. Lineage: Eukaryota; Metazoa; Chordata; Chondrichthyes; Myliobatiformes; Dasyatidae. Bases 383 to 3226 code for a protein of 947 amino acids. The record is from RefSeq and is a predicted model, not a curated record. The transcript is spliced from 22 exons.
UUGAGAACUUGAUACUGUGGUCGGAUUGGCUGUUGCUAGGAGCCAGCGUUUGAUUGGCAGGGCCGUGGCUGAGUUCUGCUCGGCAUGGGCACGCCCUCGCAUUCUCCGGUGUUGAGUUUUGCCGAUUACUUGGCGCGCGUGUUUGUGUGUGUGUGUGCACGGUGGGAGCGGAUGACAGGGUGCACCGACUACCUGGUGUUGAUGAAAGCAUCUGGAUUUUACCAUGACCACUUCUUCACAGUCGUAGGCGUGCUGGCUGGGAUUCCGCCGAGAUGCUGUAAGCCUGUGCGUGCCUCUUCAGAUCUGAAAUCUUUUCAACGUGUCCACUUUUGUUAAAGGAAUUGAAUGUUUGCUGCCAAGUCAGUAGCUCAGUUGGUGGAUUAUGGGGACAACUGCCAGUGCUGCUCAGCACACUGUAUCGACAGGACAGUGUAGUGACAACGGGCAGAGCAAUGGAACCCCUGACAGCAGGCGUUCGAUCAGUGUCAACUCCUUUCAGACGUUCGGCAUUCACAACAAGGCCAAAUCCAUCAUCACCAACAAGGUGGCACCUGUGCUAAUCACGUAUAACUGCAAAGAAGAGUUUCAGAUUCAUGAUGAUUUAUUCAAAGCAAAUUUUGCUGUUGGGAGGAUUUCAGAUGACUUGCCAGAACACCAUCUGGUUCAGGUGAGAUACUGGAGAGCAACAGAAGCAUUACUAUUGGGGUGGCAUGGUAGUUCAAAGAAAAUCUAUUAUCAAAGUAUAUAUAUGCCAACAUAUACAACCCUGAGAUUCAUUCUCCUGUGGGCAUUCACAGGAAAAUAUUUCAUGGUUUGUGACAUCUAUAACAAGAUAGAUGUCUUGAACACUAUGGGCAGCCAUGGAGUGCCCAAUUUCAGGCAGGCCAAGGGGAGUUACCCAGUGUUUGGAAUGGGCCAACCCAGUCUUAAUGGCUUUAAGAAAGUUCUCCAAAUAUUUCAACAGGAAGGUUAUGAGGACAUUCUGUAUUUCUGUGUUCGAGAAGAACCUGUGGUCUUCUUGCGUGUGGAAAAUGACUUUAUUCCAUAUACGCCCAGACGGAAAGAAAACCUUCACGAGAAUCUUCACAAUCUGGGGAGAAAUGUGAAAGUGGAACAACUGGAGCUGAGCAUCAGGAAGGAGCUUUACAGCUUUGCUCAGCUGAAUGAAAAUAUCAGUUAUGUCUAUAACGACAUAGAGCACUUCAAGGAUGAACCUCAAGCCAUUUCUAUCUGCUGUGAAGAGGACAUCCAUGUAACAGAAGAGGUUUAUAAAAGACCUUUCUUUACCAAGUCUUCUUGCAGGUACCAUCGAUUGCCACUGUCUAUGGAUGGGCUGCAAUUACAAGCACAAAUAGACACCUUUAUUAAUUCACUCAGGGAAACCCCGAGUCUUUUGCUUCUUCAGGAGUCCAAAAGACCACCUCCUGCAUUGGUCUUCAGCUGUCAAAUUGGAGUUGGCAGGACGAAUUUAGCAAUGAUUUUGGGAGUUCUUGUGCUAUAUCACAGGAAAGGGUUAUCUGAACAUUUGGGAGCUGACCAGAACCCCAGCAUUAAAAAGAGGGAGCAACUGCAAGUCAUCCAAAGUUUUGCCAAAGCCAUGCCUAAAGGACAACAAAUUGUGGAUGAGGUGGAUGCAGCCAUUGCACUCUGUUCUGAAAUGCAUGACAUUAAAGAAGCUAUUUAUGAAUGCAAACAGAAGUUGGAAGCCAUUGGGGAGACCUGCCAGGCCCAGGGAAAUAGCACCAAGGAAUAUUUUCUCCAGAGAGUACUACAGAGUACAGAGUGUUACUUCUAUCUUGUUGCUUUUAACUACUAUCUUCAUGAACAGUACCCUUUGGCCUUUUCACUCAACUUCAGCAAGUGGAUGUGUAGUCACCCCUGGAUGUUCAGGAUCUUAGCUGGCAUGGAUGUGUCUGAGCUUACAGCACCUUGUGACUUGAUAACAAAAGGCAUCAGACUCUUGGUCACAGACGAAGUUCCAGACGUGCUUAGCACCAUGAAAGAAAUGAAAGUGGCCAAUUUUAGAAGGGUUCCAAAAAUGCCGAUCUAUGGCAUGGCACAGCCCAGUUUGGAGGCAUGUGGCACUGUCCUGACUUACCUGACAGAGGGUAAGAGGAGCUAUACUAACAUUCUGUGGGUGACAUUGCGAGAGGAAGUGGUGCUGGAAGGCAACAGUCAAAUGUACACUCUCCGGGAACCAGCCGCCUUAGAGCAGCCCAUUAGAGUACCUAUGGAGUCACCGGAGCAGUUGGAGAAAUUAGAGAGCAACCUUAAAAAUGAGAUCCUGACAUCACAGAAGUUGCUUGAAGUGCGCCUUGGCGAGGAGAAGCAGAUGAAACUGUUUAAAAGCUGCUUCACCAUGCAAGAGAUUUUUAACCAACUGAAAGGUUCCCAUCAAGGCCUGCUGUACAGACGUAUUCCCAUCCUCGACUGUGGUGCACCAAGAGAGACGGACUUUGAUAAAUUGAUGGAAGCCAUAAAAAUGGUUUUAACAGAAGAUUCCUGUUCAGCAGUCGUCUUUAACUGCCAUAAUGGAAAGGGGAGGACUACAACUGCCAUGGUGAUAUCUGUGCUCAUUUUCUGGCACCUCAAGGGUAUUCCUGAAAACAGUGAGGAUGAACUUGUGAGUGUGCCAGAUGCCAAAUAUACAAAGGGAGAAUUUGAGGUUGUGAUGGAAAUAGUACGACUGCUGCCGGAAGGGCAUAAAAUGAAGAGGGAAGUCGAUUUGGCUCUGGAUGCUGUGAGUGAGACUAUGACCCCCAUGCAUUAUCAUCUGAGAGAGAUCAUUAUCUGCACUUACAGACAGAUAAAAACAGCUAAAUCGGAAAAAGAAAUUCAGUUGUUGCAACUACGAAGCCUGCAGUACCUUGAACGAUACAUUUACCUCAUCCUCUUCAACACCUACUUGCAUCUUGAAAAGAAGAAUACCUGGCAAAGACCCUUCAGUACUUGGAUGAAUGAGGCCAUGAACUUAUCAAUCACCCCAUGCUGUGAACCACUUCUAGAGGUCCAAGACGCUGACUUCUACAAAGAAGGGAACAGUAUGCUCCAUGACCGCUGGACGAAGUGUGUAAAGGUUGCUGCAAAAGCAGGUGUUUAUGAGAUCCUGAAUCGCUUGGGGUUCCUUGAAUUUGAAGAGCCUGAAAACACACCACUGUCUCAACUAUGCUACCGCUGGUUGCAACAGAAUACGAAUAUACUUCCAUUCCGAGGAGAGUUUAUUUAGUUUCUGGAGUUGCAAUUUACCAGAUACCUUACUGAUUAGUCAGUGGUUGUACACAUUUACUUGUCCAAGUUUUUAGAACUGCCUGAUUUAUCCUUGCCAAAUAGCGCUGAGAAAAGUGGCAAGUGGAUAAAAUUUCCAAUCAAAAUGACAGGGCUGUGGAGAGCAGUACAGUACGAUUAAUUUUGAAACUAACAUAGCAAGGAGCCAACAUUGAUAAUGUAUGAUAAAAGUUUAAAAACCAGGUCAUCAAGGUAUUUGUAGCUUGUGAGAGAACCCUUCAACCAAAAUAAAACAAUAGGAUUUAAGUAAUUCCAUUAAUACCUAAGGUUAUUUAAUUGUUGGCAGUGAUCAAUAUAAUAGUCUUCUAACUCUAUAAGGUAGCAUUGUUGGCCUUCACAGAAGAGAAUAAUACUACAAUUUAGUAUGUAACCUAAAUAGAUCUAGGGUUAAAGUAUUAAACAGCAUGUUCAUUGUAACUAUGGGAUAUAUUAAUUAAAGAUCACUGAAUAGGAAAACAGCAAAUUCUGUAAGUAGAAUCCAUCGUUCCCUUUUUCAAUGUUUACCACUGACAUAUCUGUGCAUCCUUAAUUUUUCAUGACUGUAAUGCAUGAUAUUGUAAACUAUGUUAAAUUUAUAAGAUGUCAUAUCACACUUGUAUAUUGUCACUUCGAUUUUUAGAUACUGAAUGUGAUGUUCAAUUCCAAAUGUGGUAUAGUAACUUCCACUGGAUAUGUUGCAUUCAUUUAGCAUACGACACAACUGAAAUUAUAUGCAUUUGUUAACUUUAGCGCCUGGAUUCCAGAUGCAUUAUUUUCCUCUCUAGUGAACUCUUUUGAAGACCAGGUUGGUUUUGUACAGUUUUAUGCCAGUGUUGCUGAAUGCAGGAGAGUUAUCAAAAUCAAUGUUUUUUUCUGCAUAGAUUUUAAAUAAGGAUAUAAUUGUGCUUUUGCUAAAUGUAUAACAUAAUCAAAAUCUUUUCAACAGUUGCAUUUAAAAAAAAUCAUAAUAGUUCAAAAACUACAUUGGAUCUAUAACAUGGCUCAUUUAAAAAUAAGAGGUGGUGACUUGAGUAUCCUUUUGAAGACUUAGUCAAAUGAUAAGUAUACUUUUGAUAUUGAAAUAAAAUUGUAAAUACUGUGAUUAUUUUUCUAAACUUAGAAAGUUUAUGUAUUUAAAAUAUGUUAUCAUGAAUAAUCUUCAUGGUAGUGGAUACAUUGAAACUUACAUCUUUCUUCCCCAUAACCACUUUCUCUUCCAAAACAACAGAAUCUACCUGCUAUAUUUGUAUAAUUUAUCUUUAUUGUUCUUUCAACUACUCUAUCAAACCAAAAGCAGAAGAUACUGCUUUCCAAUUUAGCAAAAAAUAACAUUAAACCAGAAAUUCAUUUUCAGUGCAAUGUAAAAUCAUAAUAAUUGUCAAGUCCAAUAUCUGAAAUAGCCUCAAUGAUUUAUUCUUAACAUUGAUAUUAUGAGUUCUGUGUUUUCAUAUUUUGCAAGAGCUUGGCUGCCUUUUCCCACUCAACAGUUGCUACUACUUGAGACACUGAAUACUUUUCCAUAGUAAUGAAGGGAUUAUUAAUGAUUGUGGAACCAUGAUUUUCAUGCAUAUGUAGCAAUCACUGCAGAGGUUUUAGUUCUGCCAAAUAAUAACAUACCUUGCUUUCCAGCUGGUGAGGAUCAGUGCUGAAUUUUGCCACAGGCAAUUGGUUUAGUUGGAAUUUAUGUGGAAGCACAGAGACUGCUGGGAAUGGGAAGCAGAUGUAUGGGAGCGAAGUUAGGAAUACAUAAAAUGGACAUUAAAGAACCCAGAAAUACUUGCUGCGUCCUUUUUGUUGAACUUGAUAGUGGGCUAUUGCACAAUGUAGAAUUUGUCACCAAGACUCUUCGUGUACAUUGGCUCCCAAAUUAGCAUAUGACACCUUGCACGUGUAUUUCUUCUCUUCUCUUUAAGCUCAUUUACCUUUUAUGUUAGAUGCAACAGCUGCCACAUUUUCACCAGUUGGUGAGUCAUUCCAAGCUUCAAUGCUGUUUUCAAGUGAGUGUGCUGCUGGUUUUGUAAAUCGGGUUGUUUGUGUUCUUUUAUUAUUGGAGCUGUUUCCAGUCAUAUGUAAUUCGUCAAAAGUUUGAUACAAUGUUUGAACAGCAGCAAAUGUGUUAUCCAGAUCACUGCAAACAGAUAAUUUUUCUUCAUUACAUUAUCCUUGGUUACAAAAUAAUAAAUUAUGUUACA